Oryzias melastigma (Indian medaka) is the source of this 5177-nucleotide messenger RNA. It is a transcript of the gene neto1l, whose product is annotated as neuropilin (NRP) and tolloid (TLL)-like 1, like. The record is from RefSeq and is a predicted model, not a curated record. Gene Ontology annotation, molecular function: protein binding. The transcript is spliced from 13 exons. NCBI's taxonomy places the organism in Eukaryota, Metazoa, Chordata, Actinopteri, Beloniformes, Adrianichthyidae. Bases 914 to 2581 code for a protein of 555 amino acids.
UUAAAAGCUGGAUAAAAUGAACAAAAACAAGUUUAACUGUCUAAUCAUAUUUCUCUUUGAUGUGUAUACGAGCAUGCGCAUUAAAGACGUCGGGUCUGGGAGAAGUUUCGGCGGGAAAGGCGCGCGCGCGGAUUGCGGCGCUUCGGCUGAAAGAGGAGGGAAAGGGGGAGGAGGUAGAGGAGGAGGAGGAUGAGGAGGAGGAAGGGGAUCACGCUUUAAGUCCUGCGUGCUGCGGGAAGCUUCAUUUGUCAGCCGCUGACACCGAGAGACGCUCUCCGUGGGUGAAAACGGGGGAGAACCAGCUCAAAAUCCUACAUAAUGUAGAGGUUGUUUUCUUCCAUCCUCAACCAGAAAAAAAUAUCUUGUAAUUUUUUUCUUUCUUGUAUUUUUUUUCUUUUGACAUUUGUUUGCGCAUCAGAAAAGAGUGACUUGAAAUCGCCGCAGGGAUGAGUGUUUGGUGGGCGCGUGCGCUUCAGACGGAUCCCAGCUCCUGAUGAAGGGACCAAAGCGGACACACCGAGGCUGUCAGUGAUGGUUUCCAAGAGAAGAUCGCAAAGGUGGAGCGAUUAGAGGAGGGCUGAUGAAGAGACUAUUAAUCCUUUCAGUGCAUCAAAAGCACCAAAGGGUAUUACAAACGUUUGGAUGGAAAUCUGGGGAGUGUUUGGGACUGCCUUUAGUUUUAUACGAAACUGGUGAUUAGUUGGAGCAAAUCAAUUAUUUUUUCAUCUCUUUUUUCACUUUAAAUGUCUAUUUCCCCUCUUCUAAAAGGUUGUAUGGUUUUAACGCGUGAGUUUGCAAAGAAAAACUAAAACAAAAACUAAUCUUAUUUUUUUUUCCUUAUUCUUUCUAUUCAAGUAUUCUCAAAUCUAAAUGGAAUUAGUUGAGUCUGAAGCCCUUUGUGAAAGGAACAGACAUGGUACAUGGACGCAGCUUCCAUCACGUUGUUGCAAGUCUACUCAUGCUUGGGUUGGCCAUGGCAACAAAAAAGGACACUUCAGUGAGGAACAAUUCUGGAGUGAAGCCUGCAGGUCAAUGUGGAACGUGGGUGAAAGAAGCAGAAGGAGGGCUCUUUACUUCUCCCAAUUACCCAAACAAAUAUCCCCCGAACACAGAGUGUGUUUACAUCCUUGAAGCCCCGCCGAGACAGUGUCUUGAUCUGCACUUUGAGGAGAAUUAUUCAAUUGAGUCUUCUUGGGAAUGUAAAUUUGACAACAUCGAGGUCCGGGAUGGGCCGUUCAGCUUCUCCCCAAUCCUCGGGCGGUACUGUGGUCAGCACAGCCCACCUGACAUCAGGAGUAGCGGCCGGUAUCUGUGGAUUAAGUUUGAAACAGAUGGAGAACUGGAAGGAGUGGGAUUUUCAGCUAGCUACAACUUCACAGCAGAUCCAGACUUUGGAGACUUGGGAGUUCCUCCACCACUGCCCUCCUGUCAGUACGACAUGGUUGGCCCUGAAGGGAUCGUCGAGUCUCAUCAGAUAACCAGAGACGGCAAAGCUGGUGCUGCCGAGGCAGUCGACUGUAAAUGGUACAUCCGCGCUCCACCUCGUUCCAAGAUCUAUCUACGUUUUCUGGACUAUGAAAUGGCGAAUUCCAAUGAAUGCAAGCGCAACUUUGUAGCAGUUUAUGAUGGUGGCAGUUCAGUGGAAGACCUGAAGAGUAAGUUCUGCUCCACGGUGGCCAACGACAUCAUGCUCGUCUCCACGCUGGGAGUGGUCCGCAUGUGGGCAGACGAGGCGAGCCGGAAAAGUCGAUUCCGAAUCCUUUUCACAACCUACCAAGAGCCUCCAUGUGAUGCAGAUGCCUUCUUUUGUCACAGUAACAUGUGCAUAAACUACACGCUGGUGUGUAACGGCUUACAGAACUGUGUCUACCCCUGGGAUGAGAACCAGUGCAAAGAAAAACGAAACACCAAAUUCCUGGACAACCUGAACACCACAAACGGGGCCAUAAUCGGGGUAACGUGUUGCAUCGUCUUCAUCCUCCUCAUCGUCUCUGUCAUCGUCCAGAUAAAGCAACCACGAAAGAAGUACGUCCUGCGGCGUGAAGACUUUGACCCCACCAUGUUUCAGGAGGUUUUUGAGCCCCCCCACUACGAGUUGUGCACUUUACGGAGUGCCCCCACUCCCACGGCAGCGUCUGCCGACUUAGUCGACCUGGCAGAAGAUUUUGACAACUACCACGCCCUCCGUGCCUCCUCACGCUGCGUUCACGACCACCACUGUGGCUCCUCCUCCAACCCCGGCUCCGCACACAUAUCCCAGCUGUCGCUCAGCGGCCGAGGGAGCCGCAGCAAUCUGAGCGUCCGGGACGCCGCGGCUGCCACUCUGCUGGCGGACCUCCCGCAGCCCCCCAUGGCCGUCCGGCCCCUGCUGCCCGCCACGGGAAACCGCAGGAGCAUCUUGGUCAUGAAGCACAGCUACUCACAGGAGGCAGCGGACACCGGGUGCGACCUGGACGACGACCUGGAAGAAGUUCCUACCACCAGCCACCGACUCUCACGUCACGAAAAGGCAGUACAGCGGUUCUGCCUCAUUGGCUCUUUGAGCAAACAUGAAUCAGAGUACAACACAACUAGGGUCUAGGAGACAAUCUCAAGACUUCUAGAGAAUAGCGUAAUCCUGGAGCAGUUUGAGCGGAAUUCUCUGACAAGUGAAAAAGCGGAGCAGAGAUUUACACCAGCAUGAUGAUGAUGAUGAUGAUGAAGGACUCUGAUGAAAUGAACUCUUGGGUGGUGGUGGUGGGGGGGGGGGGUCAUGUGAAAACCUGAACACUGAAGACUAAUUGGAAUCAGUCCAGAUAAAAACUGUUUCCUCCUCUAGACUUUUGCUUUCCCAUCAUUCAUUUUGAGCUUCAGGUUGUUAAAAACAUCGAUGUCUUUAUUACAAAUCCCUCCUAACUCGUCUUUUUUCACUUAUUUAAAACGAUUGAUUAUGAUUUAAAUAGAGUUGCUUGAAUUUAGUCAAAAUUUAAAAUCAUCUAAUUUGGGUCUUCUUAAGACUCAGAAUAUUGAAAGUUGAAUGGCUUGUGCAUGCGUCUUUUAUUAAAGCAUCUACAUGAUAACAUUGAUAAGAAUAUUCUUACUAAUAUUAAUAAGUCACAUAUUACUUUAAGUGCAUGUUUAACUACAACAACAUUGGCCCCCAAAAUUUCCAAAAGAUAAUUUGACAAUAUUUCCUUCUAAACAUAUCAACUAACUUUUGACAGGCUUCAUUUUUUUUUCUUUUUGUAACUAAAAGCUAAAACUAGAACAUCUCUUUUAAUGUAGGAGCUUCAUAUCUUUAUAACAAAACACACUUUUAUACUAAAAGGAAUCAAAAGAAUGUUUUUCAAAUCUUUCAGGGCUAAUUUUACCUAUGCUUCUCAAAGUAAUACUGAUGAUUUUUUUUUCUUUAAUUUACUGAUCUAAUCUACAUUUGUUUGUGUUUUCUUGUCUGAUGAUUAUUAGUUACAAACAAAAAUAAUUUGAUUCUUAUUAAAAAGGACAAAAAAAUCUUAUAACUGGUUGCGUAAAAUAAAUUAUUUGAUAAGGAAAUUCAUAAAGAUUCACAUUAUAAAGAAAAAAAAAUAAGAUUUUUUUUACAUUAAAUUUGGAAUCUGACCCAAAAGAAAAUUAUGAUUUAUUUUUUAAUAUAAUAAGUGUUUUAUUAUUCAUCUUAACAAAACUGCUGCACACGAUCAAUAAGAUUAUUAUCUGAAAAAUCUUGUUUGGAUGAUUUUUUUUAUUAAUCUGCUUCAUGUGUGUGUUCACAUCAAAAAUGUGGUUUGUUUUUGUCAUUUUAACUACUUCCUGUCUGAUUUGCACCAUAAUGUGUCGUUUACACAAGUCAUAAGCUGCUCUCCAAAUAUUGACUAAUACAAUAUUUUGUAUUUAAAAUUCCUUAUUCUCUGAUUGGCUGAGAGGCGUUUUUAGUCUGACUGUGAAGGUUGUGGUUUUUGUGUGCAGUGCCUUUAUUCCUUCAAAAUGUGUGUAUUUUUUCACAUCUGUUUCCUUUAAAGUUUUGAUGGGUAGUUCCUGUAUAGAGAAGAGCACAUUUAGUUAGAAAUUGCACCUUAAAGCUUAUUUUAUUUUAUUUAUUACUCAAUCAACACCUAAAAUUCUUAUUUAAUUGGUGUUUUAUUUAAUUUGGUUAUUUGUACAAUCUGGAUAAAGAUUCCAUAAUAUUUAGUUAGAAUUUAAUGCUAAAAUAAUCCCAAAGAUGACAUUUCUGGAUUUAUUUUGACACAUUAACGCGUUUGUCUGUUAUUUUGUGUCUAAAUGUGUUUUUUUUUUCCUUUGUGGUGAUAAUUUUAUGAUUUACAUGCCUGUAUGUGUGUCUUCAGUGUCACGCAGAAAAGCUUUUUACUGUUUCCUCUGAUCCAUGUGCACAGUCAUCUCUGUGAUUACUAAAUAAACUUCUUUUUUUUUUUCUUUGCUGUUUCUGCACACUUUGCUUUGACUUUGUGUCUGUCUCCGCUGAAAUAAAUCCAGAAGGAAUGCCGCGUAGAGCGGCACAUGCACUUAUCGAUUUCUCUGUCUGUUUCUCCCCUCUCGAACACACUCGAACGCGCGCACGCAAAGUCGCAAACUCAUCUACCAGCUCAGAGAUGGAGGCGGAAAUGUCACUAAUUAAAUGCAUCGUUCGUCUGCAUCUGGACACAUUUUAAAUCAGUCUCCCUCCUACACUCAUCUUUAAAGGACGUUUGCCCUUACUAACUUUGCCGAUGUAGAUUGUAGUGAUGAAGGAUAAACAAUUGACACAAAGUUUGGAUGGAAGAGAUGGAUUUUCCUGGAGUUGAAGAAAUGGAUACCUAAAAGAAAUUUUGACCUUUUUUGGGGAGAAUACAGAACCUUUAAUGUAAAUUUGUUUGAAGAGACUUAAAACAAAAUCUUUAUCAGGUUUGAAAUCUGUUUUUAAGUAUCUGUCAAAAUGCAAAAGCUUUUAUUUUUUUAUUUUGAUGUCUUCACGGUAGAAACGUUGGUUGUUUUAUAUAAGCAGGUCAUAAAAAAAGGUAGUGUUUAAUUAAUGGAUCAUAACUAAUUUCUUGUUGGGUUUUUUUGGCAUUUUACUAACAGUUUAUUCUGAAUGUUUGUGGUCGCACUGCGAAAGAUUUUUUUAAAACUCAGUUUGGACAUUUAUUUGAUAACACAUUGGGAAAAUGCUGGGCUGAAUCUUUUAAAUAAACUAAUAUUUACUGAUU